Molecule: messenger RNA, 1521 nt
Organism: Lathyrus oleraceus (garden pea)
Lineage: Eukaryota; Viridiplantae; Streptophyta; Magnoliopsida; Fabales; Fabaceae
Product: DNA-directed RNA polymerase subunit alpha
Exons: 1
Coding region: 345-1352 (335 amino acids)
Biological process (GO): DNA-templated transcription
Molecular function (GO): DNA binding; DNA-directed RNA polymerase activity; protein dimerization activity
Source: RefSeq, a predicted model, not a curated record
UUCUUGGUCCUCCGUCGGUUCAUGUGGAUUCAAGGGUACACGAAGGGGGACACCAUUUUCCGCUCAAACCGCAGCGGGAAAUGCUAUUCAAACAGUAGUCGAGCAAGGCAUGCAACGAGCAGAAGUCAGGAUAAAGGGUCCGGGUCUAGGAAGAGAUGCGGCAUUAAGAGCUAUUUAUAGAAGUGGGAUACUAUUAAAGGUUAUACGGGAUGUAACCCCUCUGCCACAUAAUGGAUGUCGGGCUCCUAAAAAAAGACGUGUAUAAAACUAACAAUAAACAUUAAAGAAAAAUAUUUCAAGAGAAAUAAAUAAUUAAAUCAAGAGUUUCAUAAAAAUAUAUUACUAUGAUUCGAGAAAAACUAAAAGUAUCGACUCAGACACUACAGUGGAAGUGUGUUGAAUCAAGGGUAGACAGUAAGCGUCUUUAUUAUGGACGCUUUAUUCUGUCUCCACUUAUGAAAGGUCAAGCAGAUACAAUAGGCAUUACAAUGCGAAGAAUUUUUCUCGGAGAAAUAGAGGGAACAUGUAUCACACGUGCAAAAUAUGAGAAAAUACCACAUGAAUAUUCUACCAUAGUAGGUAUUCAAGAAUCAAUACAUGAAAUUUUAAUGAAUUUGAAAGAAAUUGUAUUGAGAAGUAAUCUGUAUGGAACUCGGGAGGCAUCUAUUUGUUUCAAAGGUCCUGGAUAUGUAACUGCUCAAGACAUCAAUUUACCACCUUCGGUGGAAGUCAUUGAUAAUACACAACAUAUAGCUAACCUAACAGAACCUAUUAAUUUGUGUAUUGAAUUACAAAUUGAGAGAAAGCGGGGGUAUCGUAUAAAAACACUAAACAACAUUCAAGAUGGAAGUUAUACUAUAGAUGAUGUAUUCAUGCCUGUUAGAAAUACAAAUCACAGUAUCCAUUCUUAUGUGAAUGGAAAUCAAAAACAAGAGAUACUAUUUCUGGAAAUAUGGACAAAUGGAAGUUUAACUCCUAAGGAAGCACUUUAUGAAGCCUCCCGGAAUUUGAUUGAUUUAUUUAUUCCUUUUUUACAUGCAGAAGAAGAAAACUUAAAUUUUGAUAACAAUCAACACAAAAUGACUUUGCCCCUUUUUACUUUUCAUGAUCAUGAUAGAUUCGUUAAGGAUAAACUAAGGAAAAAUCAAAAAGAAAUUACAUUGAAAUCCAUUUUUAUUGACCAAUUAGAAUUGCCUCCCUGGAUCUAUAAUUGUCUUAAAAAGUCCAAUAUACAUACAGUAUUGGAACUUUUGAAUAAGAGUCAAGAAGACCUUAUGAAAAUUGAACAUUUUCGAGUAGAAGAUUUAAAAUUUAUAUUAAACAUUUUACAAAUCGAAAAUCAUUUUGUAUAAAUUUUAAAUACAUUGGAUUUUUUUGAAUCUUUAGCACAAAUAAAUCUAUUCAGAAUAGGUCUCAAAUGAAAUAGAUGUAUCUAGGGAUUAGUCAUUUCAAAGUGAAUUUUCCCUAGAUACACAAUACACCUGUCAUGAUAUUUUAUUUCACAAUAGAAUCAAUUUAAAA